AUUUACGCCCCCAUCAUGUUUCAUUCAUAUGAUCUCAAUGUGCAUAUUGGCAACGGACCAGGGAAAAAACCCAGUAUAUAACAAAGUGCAUAAUGUCGGCCAGGAGUCUGCAGUUUUUAGCGUACUUAUGUACGUCGAUGACUACAUUCUGGCUCUACGACUAUGCCUGUACACUUCACAAAGAGUGGACAUUCCUGCUUCGAUCGCGCUGGACCAAGAUAAAGGGUCUUUAUAUCGUCGCACGAUAUGUCCCAUUUAUCAUCUUCUCCACGAAUUUAUAUCUGAACUUCUCCCCUAACGAGAACCCCGAUAAAUGCCAGAGGUUAAACAAUAUUUUUGCAGUUUUCCGGAUAUUAUCAGUCUUUUGCGCCGAAUGCUUUUUUGCCCUCAGAACAUACACGCUCUGGAACAACAACAAGCUUGUGCUCGCAGCCGCGGUGACUGCUUUUCUUGCUGUCGUCGUGGCAUCAAUCAGCAUAACCUUCGCCACGACUGCCACUGCACCAUUUGCGACCAGCGUGGUCCCGGGCAUCACAGGCUGCUACCAGAGUUCGAGUAGUUUCCAGCUCUUCAUACCGUUUCUUCUCUUGCUUGCGCUCGAACUAGGACUUCUCUUCCUCACGCUCAUACGCGCAAUACAGAACUGGCGGACAGCUAACGGCCCUCUGUAUGUCGUUCUGGUGAAGCACAACAUAUUCUAUUACGCAUGCGGUCUGUUUUUCUCUGUGGUGAACGUCCUCACGUCGCUGCUCCUCCAUCAUGCAUACCAUGCCAUGUUCCAAGAUCUGCAGUUUUUUAUCCUUGCAAUCCUCGCCACGCGUAUGCACCUCCAUCUCUGGCAGCUCGACCAGCACGCACACGGCUCUGACGCCCUCGGAUUCAUCUACUUGUCCGACAUUUUCCCGGAGGAUUUGGAUUUUCGCGUGCCUUAUUUGGUGUCGUUCAUAGAGUGAAGUUUGGACUGAACUGAGAUGACUAGUGGGGCGGGUUUGGUCGUGUCAUCCGUCCGUGAGCGCUGCGAAUGAAUGAAUAACCAUUGGUAUUCG
This is a messenger RNA of Suillus clintonianus, 1046 nucleotides long. RefSeq lists its product as uncharacterized. NCBI's taxonomy places the organism in Eukaryota, Fungi, Basidiomycota, Agaricomycetes, Boletales, Suillaceae. The transcript is spliced from 16 exons. Bases 93 to 953 code for a protein of 286 amino acids. The record is from RefSeq and is a predicted model, not a curated record.